AUGUCGGGGUUUACCGCCGCGUCGAGCAGCAUGCCUGCACACACGGCCAAUGCUGUCGACGGUGGCCCAUCAUCCCUCCCGAUCCUGCGGGGUGCGGUGGAUACAGUGUCCCAGGAGUGCCAUGCUCGUCUGGGGUUAACUCCCGAUGAACUUCAGGAAAAGUCACCUACGGUUGAUGUCUUUUUCGAUGCCAUUGCCGGCGAGCGGCUGCGGCGGAUGCCCGCGGAUGGCAGUCGUCUCGACAGCACUUUGCGACGAGCGUCUCGAUUAGCUUUUGCUGUUGCCUCUCUACGCGAUUCCGUUACAAGUUUCAUGGAUGGUGCCGAAGAGGCGACGACGAUGAUCUGGGGAGCAACCCUGCUUUUGUUAGAGAUGGGAAUCGACAAUAUCGAUAUGAUCGAUGCCAUUUUCAGCAGAUAUGGACGGGUGACGUUGGGGAUUUCGUACCUGCUUCAAGAAGAGAACGAAUUUCAGAGCUCGAGGGCGUUACAGCGAGAGGUUGCUGAGAUUUACGCCCACCUACUACAACUGGUCGUUCAUAUAUCCUCGGAAUAUCGUCAGGUUAUGCGAACUCAAAAUUGGCAGUCUAUGAAUGAGGUUCUAAACCAUGGCUUUUUCUGCUACUUCAGUCGAUUCACAAUUCAUUGGCGCCGGAUACGGAAGGCAAGCUGGGGUGCUGUUAAGUCCAAAAUGCAGCACGUCGACCUGGAGUCUGUCUAUCAGUUUCUCGAGAUCCAAGACCGCCCUCUCCAAAUGCUGCUUGAGAGCCAAGCCCACUCGCUGGCAGAUGGGUCGUUCUCGUGGUUCGAGUCACAUUUAACCACCUUCACAGUUGGGCCGCGGAGCUUGAUGCUUGUGCGAGGAAACCCAGGUGCUGGAAAGAGCGCACUGGCCCAGUGGACGAUUGAGCGCCUACAGGUCUCUUCGGAGUAUGACAUUUGGAAUGUCAUUCCCAUCGUAAUUCGGUCUGAUGUGCAUAUAACGACAUUGACCCUCAGCAUUCUCAAAGGCAUAUUGAUACAAAUGCUUGACUGCUGCGUAACGAGUCGCAAGACCCAAGACGAUAUAAUUGCAGUUGUUGCCGAUGCACUGACCGAGGCUGAGACGGGCGCAUCGGACUCCCAGGUCGAGGGGCUUUUGUGGACGGCAAUCCGCACAGCUGCACAAUCUAAUCUACAUUUCAUGAUCGUGGUUGACGGCAUGGAUCAGAUAAAAAACGCCACGAGUAACGUUGGAGCUUUUCUUGAGCUUCUACAAGCUACUGUCGCUGAUACGCCGUCUAAACUGAUAAUUUUUACCCGUCCAAUGAACAAAGAACAGAUUCCUAUACGCGAAACUACGACGACGCACCAGGUUGCUAUGGACGCAUCUAUUACCGAGAACGAUUUGACGGCUUCUAUCCACGACAUGGUGACCUAUGAUCCCGCAUUCGUCGGGCUGAGUACAUCACAGCGUCAGCCAUUGAUAGUUGCAAUUGCAUCUCGAUGCCAGGGCUGCUUUAUAUGGGCGCAGCUGGCUGUUGAAGAGGUACGCGCUCAGCACACUUACAGUGAUAUGCAGUCAGCAGUUAGCGAGAUCCCCAACAAUCUGGGAGGGCUCAUUGACCUGCAUCUGCGCCACACCAAUCUCCAGAGACCCGGCACUCAUAGCCUCCUUGCUUGGCUUACGGUUGCAGAACGUCCGCUGCGGCCCCAUGAAGUCGAGCAAUUGCUCUGUGUGGACACACAGACCCACAAGCUGUCGACAUGGCACGGGAAUAUAGAGCGGGACGUAUUCGAGCCUCUUAGACGGCUGGUUACAGUGCGAGACGGCUUCGUCACUUUCCGCCACCCUAUCAUCCGCGAACAUAUCCAAGCUAGGGCAAAAAUGAGAAAGGUAGUCAAUUUCACUAUGGGAGAUGCGCACCACGACAUUCUGAUUCGUGCCUUGACAUGGGUUCGCCGAAACUUAACGGAUGAGAUACCUAUAUCUUGGGAUAAAAUGCCUGUUCUCGCGCGAGACCGCUACCUUGAUGCGUUCAUCUUGCUUGAAUAUACAGCCCGCUACUGGAUGUCACAUAUGCUCUCUUCGAGCAUGGCCACAGAGGACGAGGUCUCUUACUCACAGGCCUUCCAACGCGCACUGCCUGACUCGGUACUGUUCGCCCAGUUAGAGCUUACCAAUCGGGAGUCUCAAUUCAGCCGGUCGAGUAUCGUCAGGCUGUACAAGAUUGCCGUGACGGUACGACGCGAUGUUCUAGGCAUUGACUCUCCGGCCGUUUUGCAAAGCCUCAUCAUGAGCGCCCGUGCGGCAGACCGGGCUCAGGCGCCUUGGGCUAAUGAGCAUCUUUAUGAAGCAUGGACGCGCAGUCGCAUGCGGUUGGGCCCAACCCACCCUAUAACGCACGACCUCGAGCAGCUUCUUGUUGCCACUUCCGAAGGCGCAGGUCGAGCGGACCGCACAGCUGGUUUGAAAACAGACGCACUCCGAGGCAUGGCGUUGGACGGCUGGGGGUCGUCAGACAUCAGUUUCGCUCAGCGAUUACAAUAUCUUGACCGACUGGUCAAGGCCUGUGACAAGGAGAACCAACACGACAAAGCAUACGAUGUCUCGAAACAGUUCUACCACCAGACUAUCAAAGUCUACGGGCCGUAUUCAUCGGAAACGAUGGCUGCGGCUGAGUACCUCACCAAUAACUUUGACAUCGCUCCCCCAGAUGAGCUUGCGUUAGAGCUCGCCCAGGCAAAGUACGAGACCAUGGUUCGCUCAAUGGAUGCCUCGGAUCCGCGUCGAGUAGAAUAUUCACUCUCACUGACCAAGAUGUAUGAAGAAAACUCUCAGCCGGCAAGAGCUGAGGAGGUUUUGACCAAGUUGUGGCAGAGUUUGUGCGGUCCGGAUAAAGAGCACAAGGCACCAUGGGACCAAAAGACAAAAGUCGUGUUCUACUAUUCCAAGUUUCUCGAGCGACAAGGCCACCAUGAUGAAGCCGCUGCGCUUCUCCGUCAGUUGUCCGCCGAUUUAGAGGCAGAAGGCGGUGUUCGGUCUGCACAAAUGGCCAGCCGUGCGCAGCAGUUACGGCGGGAGGCUCGUGAGAUGCAACUAUACGAUAUGGAUCGGACUCUGGGAAUGCAAUUAUGGAAGUACUACAAGUCCACAAACCAGCAGUAUCAUGCGGAUGCCGUGACCUUAGCACGGAAUCUCAUUGAAGGAGCCAUACCAAAGGAAGGACACACUGCCGAGAUGGGUAACCUUUCAGUAGAGGAGAGUAAGAUGCUCCCUGAAUGGAUCGAUAGUAUCGCUUCUGCCGUGACGACUGAGACGAGUUCACGAAUGCCUUUACUCCGGCUGUGCCACCAGCUGGCGCGCCAGUAUAUGAAAGACAGCCAAUGGCGCCAAGGAAGCGAGAUUGUAUGCGCGGUGCUGAAGCAUACAUGGCCUAGUUUUGAGGACCCCGGAUCCAAAGAGAAGUUCUCAUGGAACGAAGCUCCUAUUAUGGCCGACUUAGCUCAGGACCACGCCUACUGUCUAUUCCGUCGACUUGAUGUCCCGACAGCGAGUAUUGUCUACGGAAAUGCGUUCAAGGCAGCGAUAACUGCCGAGCAGGUGGAAGUGCAGUCUGUUACGACAGUAGUCAAGACUGUGGUGGACUUCUAUGAGAAUACUUUCCAAUUCGAUAAAGCGUUGGUUCUCCUGCGUCAGGUCAGCGAGUUCUUCGCCCUGCGGUUGGGCGAGAAGGAUAAGCACACGCUUGAUAGCCGCUACUAUGAAGGCGAUCUUGCAUUUCGCCUUGACCGUCGUGCAGAAGCCGAAAGCAGCUACCGUCACAUAUACAAGGCGUGCAUUCGGGAUGGCAAAAUCUCAUCGUCAGGUGUGCGUGCUGCUGUAGCUCUCGUUGCAAUUUACGAGCAAAACAAGCAAUGGGAUGCAGCUCUUGGGGUGUACCGGAACUUGUGGCCGACCUUAGUGCGCUUUGAUGAAAAGGACGGCUACGAUCGUGCUCUCCUCGAGGGUUUACUUCCCAAGACAUACCCUGCUUACAUGUCCCUUCUAACGCAUUCCGCUGUCAAGGCGGACCAUACCGAGCGCCUGCAAGUCGCCUCGGAGCAUCAGCAGCUCUGCCGCAAGUUGUACGGGCCAACACAUGCCCGAACGCGCGAUGCGACGCUCCUUCUAGCAGAGCUUUCUGCGGAGAGUGAUCAACAUUCGGGUGAUGCUAUUCAUCUGUACCAACAAGUACUGAACACGCACGACUGGGUUCCACAGUCUGAAGCCUCCCGUGCUUUACCGGAUAUGAAGGACCCCCUCUCAAUUGACAUCAAGCACCGGAUGGCCCAGUUGUACCUGCGGCAGGGUCAAGCGUCUCCUGAGGCAAGAAAGUUGUAUAUGGAGGAGCUCACUCUGGCUAAGCAGCAGCAGGGACUGUCGGCGCCGACAACCCUGCUAUGGUUACAAGAAAUCUGCCGGAUGCAUGCUAGCUCCGAGUCUGCCACAUCGCGUCAACAGGGGGCCAAAAUCCUCACUGGGCACGUUGACGAGGUUAUUCGGGUCACUGGAAAUCAGCAGACCCUUGCCGACCGGGGCCGAAAACUGGCAGAGAUUUACUUGGAAUGCGGGUACAUUGAUGAAGGCAAUGCGUUGAUCAAUAGCCUACGCCAACAGGUCGUUCAAGAGACACCGGCUGCGCAUCGUCAGGCUUUGGAUGAACACCGGCCUGCUGUUUUUGUGGCGGCGUUCGAGGAAGUCUUUGGCAAGCGGCAGUCGGCACGAGAGAUUUUGAACGAGUUGACCCACGAAGGACAAAUAUACAACAACUUCCAGCAGAGCCUUGCGAGCCAUGACCUCAUGCCAACAUUGGCAGUUGGCGACAAGCUGCUUCGUCUGCAAAACCAGCGAAAGCAAACCCAAGCCGCGAAGAACACUGAAGUGCAGUUGUACCAAUACUUUUGCAAUACCUUGUCGGUGGCACGGCCUGCUCGCCAGAAAGAGAUUGUGCAUGUAUUCUACGACAUGUGUCGCCGCGAGAGCCUUAACGAGAACUACACCUUUGAUAUUGUCACCCAGGUUACAGGUCUUGUGCGUGACCUGUGCAACACAGGCAGGUUUGAAGAUGCAGCCACUGUGACUGGCGUGUUCCACUCCUUUGCCCAUCUAACCGACAGCCUGCGAGCAAUGGAGACCAUAUUCACUGCUAUCAAGCUUUGCCUGUACCUCAGCGGAUACCAGACCAACAAGUGCACCGAUGAAGCGAUCGCAAAAAGAAUGGCCGUCGAGUCAGAGAUGCUCCUUCAGGGGAUCAUGAAGAAUGCAAAGGAGAUACCGCUGGAAUUCACCGAGUUGCCGUUUACCGAGCUCAACGAUCUCAUUACCGUACUAGGCGAGCACGAGAUGUUCGAAGACCUCGAGUCCAUUCUCACGGAGCUCUGGACCUCGCGGAUGAUCCAGAAGACCUGGUCUCUCUCUGCAGUCGUCUGGAUCGGCCGGCGCCUGGUCGAAACCCGCUUCUGCCGCGGCCAUGUCAACGCAGCGAUCCAGCUCGGCAAAGACAUCUGCUAUAACCUGCGCCAAGUCUGGGGCAACUGUGACCCGGUCACUCUAGAAAUGAACAAGCUGCUGUCGGGCCUGUACACCGCAUCUGGAAACUAUCUCGCCGCUGCAACAUUACACGAGACCGCGCUGUCAGAGCUCCUCAACAGCGAUGAACAUGGGAAGAACGGCGCCGUUGAAGCCGUGACGCAGCAUCUCGAGCUCCUGCAGCAUGCGCAGAUGCGCCUCGCGAAGGAAGGACAGAGUGCAGCGAUCGAUGCAGCGACCGCGCACGAGAGAGUGCAGCAGAUUGCGACCAAGUUCGGCCUCCCAGUUGAGCGGUUGCAGGCAGCGACCGCGUCGUCGGACGAGUCGGUGGGCAUGUGGCAGCGGCCGAGGCGUUUCAGUUUGGAUGUGGAGGAGGUAGAGAACCAUGAGAACCACCUACGGCAGUCGAGCGGGUCAGCGCUGUUGUCGGGGAAUGCGGGAGCAAAGAGGAUUUCGAUCACGGCGCUGUAAUCGCUCUUUCAGUACCCUCUUGUCGCUAAUGUUUACAUAUCUGCUAUAUGUUGUUGCUGUUAUUGUAACCAUUGUACUGUAGCCGCGGUUUGAGUGUGUAGUAAUGUAUGUCAUGUGCCGCUUUUC
Messenger RNA from Aspergillus nidulans FGSC A4, 6147 nucleotides. RefSeq names its product tetratricopeptide repeat protein. The record is from RefSeq and is a predicted model, not a curated record. The coding region runs from base 1 to 6021 and encodes 2006 amino acids. Lineage: Eukaryota; Fungi; Ascomycota; Eurotiomycetes; Eurotiales; Aspergillaceae. The transcript is spliced from 3 exons.